GAGCAGCGCGCGGCUCAGUGAGGUGACGUCACUGGGAGGCGGAACUUCCGGCCCGGAGGCACCUUCCCAGGAUCCACAGGGAAAGCCGGCCACCAAGUAGGCAGACAGAAAUGGACUCAGAACUCAAGGAAGACAUUCCAGUGCAUGAGGAAUUCAUUUUGUGUGCUGGAGUCGAAACCCAGGUGCUAAAAUGUGGGCCUUGGACUAACCUCUUAGAUGAUCAAAGUGUCAACAGGCCUAAACUGCUUAUUUUUAUUAUUCCUGGUAACCCUGGUUUUCCCACCUUUUAUGUGCCAUUUGCAAAGGCUUUAUAUUCUUUGACAAACAGACGCUUUCCAAUUUGGAUUAUCAGUCAUGCUGGGCAUACCAUGGCCCCCAAAGACAAGAAUGUUCUUACAACAUCAGAGGAUACAAAUGCUCAAGAAAUUAAGGACAUCUAUGGACUGAGUGGUCAAAUAGAACACAAAGUAGCUUUCCUGAGAACUCAUGUGCCAAAGGAAAUGAAGCUUGUGCUCAUUGGCCAUUCAAUAGGCAGCUAUUUUUGUCUCCAGAUAUUGAAGCAUGCCCCUGAACUCUCAGUGAUUCGCUCUUUUCUGCUCUUUCCAACAAUUGAACGAAUGUCUGAGUCACCCAAAGGCAGAAUUGCCACUCCAUUGUUGUGCUGGUUUCGGUAUGUUCUCUAUGCUGCUGGCUACUUAUUAUUUAAACCGUGUCCUCAGAAAAUCAAGUCUUUGGUGAUCAGAAUGGUCCUCCAAAGAUGGAACAUGGAGAGUAAAUUUUCACUGAUGAAUGUACUAGAACCAUUCUGCCUUGCUAACGCCGCCUACCUCGGAGGCCAAGAAAUGAUGAAGGUGGUAGAGAGAGACAACGAACUCAUAAAGGAACAUUUAUCUAAGCUUACAUUUUACUACGGUGCUACUGAUGAUUGGUGUCCAAAAGAGUACUAUGACGACAUCAAGAAAGAUUUUCCAGAAGGAGAUAUUCGACUCUGUGAGAAAAAUUUACCUCAUGGUUUUAUCAUCCAUUUUUACCAGGAAAUGGCGGACAUGGUUGCUGACUGGCUAAAGGAUGAUCUGUCCAAAAUAUAAAUCCAGACCCAAGGAAACAAGUACCUACUGCCAGUACAUGGAGGCAGUAGGUGUACUAUAUUUAGUACGUAAAUGCUUAAUUUUGAUGUUUGAUUUAUUAGAAAAGAAAACAUUGAGAACCUCUUGGCUUAAAAACUACAGGCUCCUACCCGCCCGCCCCCCCCCCCGGGUUACAAGCUGAUGUAAACACACUUGAUGAAUCAUUCCAUAGGUUGAAUAACACAUUUUUCCAAGACUCGGGGAACAUAGUGAUCUAAACAGGGUCUCAUGUUUGCACAGAAUACCCAGUGGCACCAUAUGGUUUAUUUUGGUAGGCAGGAUCCCUGCAGAUAAAAGAAAAUCUUCUGUCCUGAAUUCAGCUUGCAGGUGCCAACAUGCUGUUGCUCCUGUGAUUCUUGCAAUAAAACUCUACUGAAGACCAGCAGUGAGCCAAGUACUGUGCUAACCACUGAGGAUAGAGUUCUCAGCUACUUCAUGAUUCUUUUCUUCUGAAAAUCUUCUAGUAAAUAAUUUUCAAAAUGGCAUUUUAAAUUGCUGAAAGCAUUACCAUAAAUCAGUUCUCCAUUUCUGCAUUAACUUUAUUUGUUGGAAAGAAAUUAUUGUGCUAAUGAACCAAAGCAAGUUAUGAAGUUAGGUGAAUUUACCUGCUCUGGACACAUUGAGGUCUGGUGGGGAAAAACCAUGUUCUCUGGCCUGACAAUAUUGCUGCCUUCCGUAGAUUGACUCAGUCCUGAGACCUUAGGAAUCAGUAAAUCCCACUGACUGCAGUGACGGUUCAUGAUAGAUCAGAACAUUCCAUUUUCUCCUAGAGAAAAUCCCUCAUGGCAUUAUCAUUCCUUAAGGACAAUGAGAUGUUGUCCUUCCUCUCAAAACCUAAAUCUACCUAAUGAAAGAUUUGGCUCUGAUAUGCUGCCAGCCCAGUAAUGAGAGUUGAAUGAAUAUUGUCCUUUGGCGUGGCUUCUACAUCAGAGCAAAUGACUUCUCAGAGGGGAGAAGCUAAGCUCCAGACAAGGAGUGCUCUUAGCCUGAGGGGAAGAGCCGACAGGUCCGCAGGCCAGGGGCACAGGGCUGCACACGGUCCUGUCGGAGUCUGCAGGGGAGGCCUUCUAGAGAUCUAUUCGAGAAGCUAGGACUCGCGGCACUGAGCGCCUUCCAUACAGGAGAUACUCUGUAGUACUAAAUCAAAGCACAUGAACAAAGACAGGGGAAAUCAUACCUACUGGAAUAAUGAGUAACAUUCAUAGCUUUUCUUUUAGCUGUUAUUUUACGACAUCACUCUGUAUUUCAGAAGUCUGCAUGUAUGAAAUUGUAUCUCACUUUUGUCUUUUAAAGCUUAAAAACGAUAUUGGCUCUUAAUUCAUGUUUAUCACCUGAACACCAAAUGAAUUUUUGAAAUAAAUGUUUUACCAGCACUUA
This is a messenger RNA of Microcebus murinus (gray mouse lemur), 2504 nucleotides long. It is a transcript of the gene LDAH, whose product is annotated as lipid droplet associated hydrolase. The record is from RefSeq and is a predicted model, not a curated record. Gene Ontology annotation, cellular component: lipid droplet. Lineage: Eukaryota; Metazoa; Chordata; Mammalia; Primates; Cheirogaleidae. Gene Ontology annotation, molecular function: lipase activity. Gene Ontology annotation, biological process: lipid storage.